AUGCAGCAGUGUCCUGGUGAUAGCUGUAUCAGCAGCACGGCCACUGCUGGUUUGACUCAGAUUGUUGGACUUGCAUCAGAAGCAGCAGGGGCUGCACUAGCAGAGAGGGGUGCAGAAGCAGGAAACAUUGACAUGCAUAAGAGGGAAGCUGAGAAUCAAGAGACACCAUCUCGUUACAUCCCUUUUUCCCGCCCCUCUUCCCCCCCUCCCCCCCUCUGUUCUCGCCAUACACAGGUGCAGUGGAGUGUGUGUGCGGCGCUUUCCCUCUUCCUCCAGAACCCCUCCGUGCACCUCCCUUCCUCUCCCUGGACUGCCCCCACUCUCGCCACACUGCAGGCGCUCUUACAGCGCUCCACCAACUUCAAGAUUCGCAUCCACGCCGCUGCUGCCCUCAUCCAGCCAUGCGCCAGGGCGGACUAUGGCCCAGAAUUCGGUGCUAUCCUGCACGCCCUUGUCUCGUCGCUCGCCUCACUGGAUGCAGUGGAUGAACAGCAGACUGCAGUGGAGCAGCGGUACAAGCCGGUGCUGAGGGAUCAGCUGUGGGGUGGUAAUGGAGCAUCGAGAAGUACUAGCAUUGAAGCCACAGAUCACAGCGACACUCCUCCACAUGACUUCAUUUGCUUCACCUCAAGACCUGAGCAUCAUCCGGCCGAUGUUGCAGCAGCAUGCACAAUGCAUCUUCCACGCUGUGGAGUCCGCACGCUCAACAGCACUUCGUUCCUCUGCUCAUUCCGUCCCCUUUACAAGCAUUUCCGAUAA
This is a messenger RNA of Closterium sp. Yama58-4, 759 nucleotides long. The record is from the annotation of a GenBank genome assembly. Lineage: Eukaryota; Viridiplantae; Streptophyta; Zygnematophyceae; Desmidiales; Closteriaceae.